CUGCACUCUUGGGACCGACUAGCGUCGGCUUCGCCCAGAUCAUGGAGGUGAGAUAUAAUAAAGGCCUACGACCGUUGGCCUCUGGCCGGGCUUGUCGUUCUACAGAGAGAAACGUACAGUAGUGCUUUACUCGCUCUGGAGUUGUGACCAGGUACCGAUCAUGACGGAUACCAUUCCUUCGCCGCGGUCAUGGCCACUCAUUGGCAAUGCCCUCGAGAUCAAUGCAGAGUUCCCAAUGACGAGCUUGUCCAAUCUGGCUAAACGAUAUGGUGAGAUCUUCAAGUUGACCGUGGGUGGGCGCGAGAGGGUCUUUAUCUGCACAAGAGACCUAUGCAAUGAAGUUAUGGACGAGAAGAGGUUCGAAAAGGCCGUGACAGGAGCCCUUCAUUACAUCCGGGAAGCCGUUCACGAUGGUCUCUUUACCGCGCUGCCAGGAGAACACAAUUGGGGGGUGGCUCAUCGAGCACUGAUGCCCGCCUUUGGCCCUCUCCCCAUCCAUGGCAUGUUUGAUGAGAUGUAUGAUAUUGCCUCACAGCUGGUCCUUAAAUGGGAACGAUUUGGUCCCCAUCAUGACAUCAAGGUCACUGAUGACUUCACCCGUUUGACGUUGGAUUCGAUUGCACUAUGCGCCAUGGGGACCCGUUUCAAUUCUUUCUAUACCGAAGAAAUGCACCCCUUCGUCAACGCAAUGGUUGCUGUCUUGAUCGGGGCAGGCGGCCGUGCACGCAGGCCACCAUUGCCGAGCUACUUCUUCCGCGCAGAGGACCAGAAAUUCAACGAGAACGUAGAAUUGAUGCUCAAGGUGGCCACUGAUCUGGUGAAACAGCGUCGCGAGAACCCUGUCGACAAGAAGGAUCUUCUUAAUGCCAUGCUCUACAACAAAGACCCCAAGACAGGAGAGAAUCUCACGGAGGAAUGUAUCGCAUAUAACAUGAUCACAUUCCUCAUUGCUGGACAUGAGACCACUUCCGGUCUUCUUUCGUUUGUGUUCUACGAACUCCUCAAGAAUCCCGAAGCCUAUCGCAAGGCACAGGAGGAGGUCGACCGAGUGGUCGGUGACGAGACAGUAACAUAUCAACAUCUCUCCAAGUUGGAAUACCUCAACGCCAUCCUGAGAGAGACCCUGCGUCUGUAUCCCCCGGCGCCUGCUUUCACCGUCCGCCCCAAGAAAGACGAAAUCAUCGGUGGCAAGUAUCACGUAACAAAAGAGACUCCACUCUUUUGCUUCUUGAUGGCCAUCCACAAAGACCCUGCAGUGUAUGGUGAAGACGCUGAAGUGUUCCGACCGGAAAGAAUGAUGGACGAACCAUUUGGUCAGCUACCACCCAAUGCGUGGAAGCCAUUUGGGAACGGCGCCCGUGCUUGCAUUGGUCGACCUUUUGCAUGGCAAGAGGCUCUCCUGGCUCUGGCAAUGCUGCUUUCAAACUUCGAGUUCACCAUGUCUGAUCCAUCUUAUCAAAUUUCGAUUCAGUCUACAUUGACGAUCAAGCCACACGACUUUUAUAUGCGCGCCAAACCCAGACAUCCAGACAUUGAAUCCCGGCUUCGUGGGCAACGAGGUCCCACACCGCAAAAGGCUGAGACGUCUUCGGCGAAACCGAAGGCAGACUCUGCGUCAAGCCAAGCUGUUCUAUCCAUCUUUUACGGCUCAAACACAGGGACUUGUGAAGCCAUGGCUAGCUCUCUGGCUUCUUCGGCCGCCUCGCACGGUUUCGAGGCCAAGGUCGAAAUACUGGACAAGGCUACCAACGCCUUGCCGAAGGAAGGGCCGCUCGUUGUCAUCACUUCCAGUUACGAGGGAGAACCUCCCGACAACGCGGCCCGUUUUGUGUCUUGGGUGAAGACUUUACAAGGAGAAGCAGCCAAAGGGGUCAAGUACGCUGUAUUUGGCAUGGGCAAUCGCGACUGGCAUCAUACAUAUCACAAAAUCCCCAGUCUUGUAGACAGCACCCUGGCUGAGAGAGGUGCGGAGCGCAUGACAGCAAGAGGAGCCGCGGACGCCAACGACGCUGGGUUUUUGGAGGACUUUGACAAGUGGAAAGACGAAGAAUUGUGGCCUGCGAUUGCAAAGACGUUCAAGACCCAGACAGUCGAAUCCGAUGAAGACCAAUCUCCAGGUCUCGACAUUCAAGUCACAGCCGACAGCAGGGCGAGCUUGCUUCGACAGGAUCUCAAGACCGCCAUGGUUCUCGAGAAUCGAGUUUUGACGGCGCCAAAUUGCCCCGAGAAGCGGCACAUGGAGAUCCAGAUGCCUUCAGGGAUGUCCUACAGAGCGGGAGACUAUCUGGCCGUGUUGCCCUUCAACCCGCGCAGAAACGUACGUCGCGCUCUGGCCAGAUUCAAUCUCACGUGGGACGCAAUGAUCACCAUCAGCCCGGAGUCUCACACUCCUCUGCCUCAGGGGAGACCUUUGUCCGUGUUUGAAGUCUUUUCGGCUCUCGUCGAGCUUUCUCAACCGGCGACGUCGAAGCAGUUGAAGCAAGUGGCCAGGACGAUCCCCGAAGCAGAAUCGAGGCAGAGCCUGGAGAAACUUGCGACCGACGACUUCAUGCAGGAGGUUUUGGGCAAGAAUAAAUCUCUGCUCGACAUCUUGGAGAGAUAUCCGGGUGCACAAUUCUCACUGGGACAGUUUCUGGAAGCCUUACCUCCCAUGCGGAUCCGUCAGUACAGUAUUUCUUCGUCACCGCUGGAGGACCCCGCAAAGUGCACCAUCACUUAUACUGUCGUUGACGCUCCGGCGAGAGGAGGCGGCGAUCCGGACAAGGACCGUUUCCUCGGGGCGUGCAGCAACUUUCUCCGACAUCGAGAGUCGGGUGACCGAAUCAGUGUCGCCGUCCGACCCAGCCACGCCGGGUUCCAUCUGCCCCUGGACGACAACACUCCUGUGUUGAUGGUGUGCGCUGGGACAGGUUUGGCGCCCUUCCGGGCAUUCGUCCAAGAGCGGUCUCUCCAGAUCCGAUCCGGUAAGAAACUGGCACCCGCACUCUUGUUCUACGGCUGCGCGUCUCCCGAUCGAGACGCCCUGUACCAAGAGGAGUUCGCCGAGUGGCAAGAGCAAGGUGCGGUCGACCUCCGCCACGCCUUUUCACGAGCACCGGAGAAGAGUCUGGGUUGCCGUCACGUCCAAGACCGGAUCUGGCACGAUAGGGCCGACACCAAAAAGCUCUUCUUGGACAAGGCCCAGGUCUACAUGUGCGGUUCGAGUGCCGUCGGUGUGGAGAUCAACAAGGUCAUGGUCGAGAUUUAUGUCGAUGCCAAAGGGGUGUCGAGGGAACAGGCCGAGACAUGGGCGAACGGAUUGAAGGGUGUCCGAUAUUGGGCUGAUGUGUUUACUUAAGUAGCCACCUAGGCUCUCCGUAAGUACUUGAUACUCUUGUCCAAGGUGAAGGGUAAGAGUGCGGAUGCGAGUGCGAGUACAAAGUAUUUAAUUGUGUGCACUGACAUUGUAAGGUACUCGUAUGAAGUACUAGAAAUGACGUAUGAGAAGUGAUGGGUCACGGAAGUGGAUUAGCG
This is a messenger RNA of Exophiala oligosperma, 3513 nucleotides long. RefSeq lists its product as uncharacterized. Bases 161 to 3337 code for a protein of 1058 amino acids. Gene Ontology annotation, molecular function: iron ion binding; aromatase activity; flavin adenine dinucleotide binding. Gene Ontology annotation, cellular component: cytosol. The record is from RefSeq and is a predicted model, not a curated record. Lineage: Eukaryota; Fungi; Ascomycota; Eurotiomycetes; Chaetothyriales; Herpotrichiellaceae. The transcript has 7 exons.